AUAAAAGUGUUUGUGAUUAAUUGAUUUUGACUUUAUUAUUUAUGAUUGUGUUCAUAUUUCCUUUUUAAUUCUUUCUUUUCAUGCACAAGGAUCCCAAGUCUUUAUUACUUGUAUGUGUUGUAGUAAAAAUUAUUGCAUGACGUAUGAGGUAUCACGUAAUUUUGUGCAGUUUUUAAUCAUCGUGAUAUCUUAAUCUUAUGGGUGAAAAGUAUGACUACGGAUCCUUGGUUUAGCUCUAUGCUUUUCUUUAGAUAGCAGAUUUCAUUUGUUCUUGCGUCAUUUUCUUAUUUUAAUCAGAUUAUUGAUAUAAAUACUUUGAUUUUAAAAAGAUUUGAUUUAUUACUGUUGGCUUUGAUGAUUAUUUAUUCUUUAAUUCACGUAUCAGAUAUUUUGUAGGGAGUUAGAGCUGCAGUCAAUAGCCUAGUGGAUUAAUUGUACCUCCUAUCCCUGAAUAUGUUUCUGCCAGCUACAAUAUUUUACGGCAUUCAAAAGUUUGCUGAAAAUUAUCUUGAGACCAAAAUGUGGUCUGAAGAGGCUCUACGUUGCUAUAGAAUGUACAGUUAUAAAAGUUCAUAUUGCAUCUUUUUAUGUCCGUGCAUAUUCUGUUAAAGGUAUACUGAUCUAACAGCAUGAAUUGAUGUUGGUAAAGAGUUUUCUUAAAUUGGAGGAAGAAGAGCAAUUUUGACAGAUAAAAGUUUGUUUACAAAUGGAUUGAACAUUUCUUGUCUGGGUAAGAAGAAUUUGAAGAUGACUCACAAAGGAAGGGUAUCAGCAUUGUAGAAAUAGGUCAGAUAACAUAAGUACUGGAAAUUCCAUAGGUGUCAUUAUGUAGCAUCUUCAAAUAUAGAAUGGACUUAGGGAAGAUUUCUGUCCAGUGGGUCCCAGUACUGUUAUGUGAGAUCAGUUGGUGAUAAGAGCCAAUUUGCUGGAACAGUGUAUAAGAAUACUGGUCAAUGGUUAAACAGUGAUUAUCACUUUGAUCCUUAAAGGUAUCAAAACAAUGGCUUUCAUUGGAGUCAACGGACCUAUGAAAUGCAGAGUGGAUAGAACUAGCAGAGUUUAUGACAGCAGACUUGAAGGAGUAAUACCUCUUAUUUAUAGGCAUCCUAUAGGAGUCAGCUGUAACCUGAGUGUGAUUACUAGACAACGUUAAGAAAAUUGUGUGGUGUGUAGUGGGAAUGAUGGGAAGGUACCACAAUUAAGUUCUGGGAUAUCAACAAGACAAGAUAUCAACAAGACAACAGACAACAAGCCCCAUUCAUAUCUUUUCAGAGCAAUAUUUUAUGAAUUUUGUUAAGAUGUAAUUCACCCACCUUAAAGGCCAAAUCUGGCUCCUUAUUUUGUUUGUUUUCUUCAAUGUUUUUGAAUACACCCUGUGUAUUAAAUGAAGUUAGUUGAAUAGUUAUUCAUUGCAUUGUUUUCUCUGUUUUACUGAUGUUAAUCCAAGGCAAUAUCAAGCAUAUACCUUAUCUGUUAGACACAACUUUAAACUUCUAAUGAUGUAAGGAAAUGCUUUUGAGUUGCCAGAUAUUACUGGCAGAAUGGUUGUUGAUGAAAGUCAAGGCUUGAGUGCUUGUAACUUCAUAUCUUCAUAUUAAGUCUUUUAUGCACAAUAUGCUAAAUUGCCUCAUAAGCCACAUUCAUCUUCCAGAGCCUAGUUAGCAAUUAGUCCUGUACAAUGCUACCCACGUAAUCGUAUUAAGUAUCUUCACGUACUUAAUGUGAUGUAUUCCCUUGUAUAAGGUUGUUAAGAAUCAAGCUACCUAAAAUGUUGAACUUAUAUCACAAAUGGUCAAAGACAAGAGCAGUAUGUUGUUUCUUUGUGAAGCUUAUUUAUAAUUUUGUUUUGUUUGAAAUAUAUACUACAGGUGACUCCAAAUGUAGAUCAAAAUAGGCAGCAAACUAUGGUUUGUAAAUUAUACGUAUAUAUAUACAUAACUAUUAUGUACCUGAAGAAACUAUAGACUUUAUGCCACAUGAUAGGUGAAGAUAAGACAUUUAGAUACAUCAUCAAUCAGCUGAUGCUAUGUAGCAGCUGUCAACAGGUGUCCGAACUGUGUUAACCUUGAAUUAUUUAAGCUACAUGUGCUUUUCUAGGUGCUAAGUAAUUUAACCACAUGAUGCUGGUGUUGUCAUGAUGUAUGUACCAUGUCCAAUUGCUACUUUAGUUUAUUAACCUGUAGCCGACGGAUGGCAUGUAUGUACAUGCCAUGGCUGUUGUGGACCGAAACACGGAUGGCAUCAUAUCAUGCCCAUUCCUGUGCCACUGGUUCGUCGCUAGUUAUGAAUUCAGCAGUAUUUGGUAGGGAAUAUCUAAGCGUAAAUAUUGGGGAAAGAAUCUUGAAUGUCAUUUACGAUAUGUUGGUGAUAAGGUAGAUGCUCUCCUAAAAUUGGGAGUAGGCAUUAUUUGAAUAUUUACUUUGGCAGGAAUGACCAUAAGACUUCCAUCAUGGCUCAGGAAGUCAGAGAAGCAAAGCGCAAUAAACGAAUAAGGAGCCAAACAAGGAAAGUCAUAAUGAAUGUCUACAAUUAUUUCCGACAUCAAGAUGAGCGAGAAAGUGAGACUGAUGUGGACCUAAGGAUUGCCGCUGCAACAGGAAUCUCUGUCCGGUCCUUUCAUUCGAUAAAACAACAGUACAGAUGUGGUGUGAUUAAAUCUCCACCCCCAAGGUCCAGGAUAUCCCCAGUAUUGGGAUCUUUAGAUGACCUUGCCAAAGACUCUAUACGACAGGAGAUAUUCUCAUUCUAUGAGAAGGGUGAACGUCCGACAGUAGAAGCUCUGCUGAUAAGGGUGAGGAAGCCACCUGUGAGCUUCUCUGGGGCAUAUUCCUCACUUUAUAAGGUUGUGAAGCAACUCGGAUUCCGUUAUAGGAGAGUAGAAGGUGGCGGAUACAUUUUAAUGGAGAGAAGUGAUGUUGCUGCUGCAAGAAAUAAAUACCUGAGACUCCUUGAUGAAAAUCGAAGAUCCAGUAGCCCAAGGCCAGAAAUAUAUAUGGAUGAAACGUGGUUGAAUGAAACCGAGUUCUUGGUCAGAGAUAUGGGAUUGACUAAGAAAUCUGCAGGGCGAAAAGGAAAAACCAGGAAAGGGGCUAGAUAUUUUAUAGUGCAUGCAGGUGGUGAAGAUGGCUUUGUACAAGGGGCUUUAUUAUUUCAGUCAAUAAAUGGUUACAAGAAGCAUUAUGAUGAUAUAAAUGACACAUGCUUCCAUUCUUGGUUCCAGACACAGUUGCUCCCAAACAUUCCACCUCAUAGUCUCAUAGUUAUGGAUAAUGCAUGGUACCAUUCCAAGAUUUUGAACAAAGCACCGAACGUCAAUUCCAAGAAAUGUGAAAUAAUCCAGUGGCUAACAGAAUUGGACAUAGCUCAUGACUGUUCUUAUACAAAAUUUGAACUUCUCAAUCUUGCCAAUGCCCAUAAAGACAAGCUCGUGUAUGAAAUUGAUCAAAUAGCCUGUGAUGCUGGCCAUGAAGUACUCAGACUUCCCGCUUAUUACUACCACUUUAAUCCCAUGGAAAGGAUUUGGGCUCGGGUGAAGAAAGAAGUGCAAAAGAGCAUUUCAAAUACUGAAGACCAUACAGUUGAGAGGUUUUACGAAACAAUAAAAUGUGCAAUAGACGGUAUAACCACAGAAGACUGGAGGAAAUCUCUACGUCACAUGAGACAUAUGGAAGAGAAAUUUAGAAUUAAGGAGAGAGCAUUUGAGAAGCUAAUAGAAAAUAUUGUGAUAAGCCAGGAUGUUGAUAGUAGUGAAUCAGAUAAUGAUGAAUGAGUUAAUUACAAUUUUUAUCUACAUAGUAAAUAAUUGGCAUAAAGUUCGUUCAUAGCCACAUUCACCAGAAAAAUGCAUACAGUGCUGCCAGAAUCAUAGAGAGAAAGGAAAAAGUAUGUUUCCCAUGCUUUUAUUUUUUCCAUUGAAUGACUGACCGUAUGUGGUGUGUUGUACAGCAUGAUGCCUAAACAAAUGUUUACAUUAUUGGGAGCAGGAGGUUUGACAUGGCAACACUGACCCAAGUAGUCUGUGGUGCUAUGCUGUUAACCCAUUAGCGACAGGUGUCCCACAUAUGAGACUCGAAAAAAUAAACAUUGUUGAGAGUCCGCCAGUGUGACGCUGUAUCGGGGCUUGUGCUCCGAUGCAGCAGCGGGCCACGGCCGGUGGGUGGACAGACUCUAGGGAAGCUCCGCCCGCUGAUUUUGUAGCCUCCCGGAAUAUUUUAUUUUUGGCUUCCAAAUAUACCGGCGUGAAUGGGUUAGCAGGUGUCAUUGGCGCUAUUCCCCAGAGUAUUCUAUGUCUACUACUUGUAUAUAUGUAUAGGGUAUUGGCAGGUACCCAAUGAUAUGGAAUAUGUGUAGCCCAUACAAACCAGUUUAAUGUGCACUGUACUCCUCUUGAUAUCAUUUGUGAUAUAUUUUCUAACAUUUUGAACAUCCCCUUAAAGGUGCUAAUGCCAUAAAAUCAAAUAUAUUUUUAUAUUGCCAAUUUUUGUCUUAAUCAUCUAGAAGAAAUUGUGUGAUAGUUACCUUAGACACUUGUCUACUUUUACUUCUUAACCCAUUUAUGACGGGUGUCCCGCAUAUGAGACACCCGGAAAAAUAAACAUUGUUCUUGAAUGUUGGAAAUUUCAUGAAUCUCCUCAGUGCAGAUGGCAUGUAAUAAGGCCAUAGCCACCUUUAGCGAAAUCAUUAAUCAUAUUCAUGUUUCACCCAUAUGCUGCAGUGAGGACAUGCUAUUGGCAGAAGUAUUUCCAAACAUUGUUUUAUUUUUGUUAUUAAAGUAUGAGGGAGUUGGCAAAUAACUACGACAAAGUACUAAACACCAAAGUACUAAACUUGCGAGUCCAACUUGCACAGACAUAUAAUGCAUAAUAGUUAGCAUGACUAAAGUUUAGGAGUACCUUGGUGGAUGGGUAUUACUUCUACCGGGUAUAGAUUUGGUAUUAAUUGUUAGUCUACACAUUAGAAAAAAUGUCUUGUACUGUUUUGCCAUAUGACAAAAUAUUUUAUGAUGUUUUAGAUAAAGAUAAUGACAGUAAAUGAUUGUUUAUCAUGAAGAAUGGAUUUUUGAGUUGAAUAGCUGGAUAAGUGACUAUUUCUGUGACAAGGUUUAUAUGUAUGUAAUAUGUAUAGCAAUAAUCACAAAUCUUGAAAAAUGAGUGCCAGUGUCAUUCAGCCUGAUCACUCUAGCUGAUCUUGGGGGACUUUCAUUUCUCUUCUCUACUAAUCUAGGAAGAAAUAAGAUAAAAAAAGAUGGACUCAUUAACUUGUUGUUUGUUAUCUGAAGUAGAAAUAAUUGUGGAGAUGCUAUUCGAAGUGGUUAAAAAUCGAAAUGUUUGUUGAAAUUUUAAUAAUUCAUGAUGCAGUAUGACACUCCCUAUGCCACAUUGUUUUAGUUUAGAACUUUCAAAACCUGGCAGGUCACACAAGAUGAAAAAUGUAGAAUUACAAAAAACUAAUACUGGUAGCUGGUAUUAGGUAAUAUAUCUGGGAAGAAUACUGGUAUGGCUCUGUUAUAACAAAAACAGAACUGAGCCAUAUUAAUUGUUACUCUGCAUUAUCUCAUUCUGGGGAGAAAUGUGAUUUCUGAAAGGAGUCGAGAAACUAAGUAGAGAAUCUAAAUAUUAUCAAUAUGAUGAAGUCUUACAAUUAAUAGUAGUUUUGUAUUUGAUGUACUGUAUCAGAGUAUUAUAAUGCAUGCCAUUUUAAAGGCUUCCAAAUCAUUACGUUAAAUACAAAGCAAAUCAAAAGAAUUUUAUUAGGGUGUCUGCUUCAGUUUUUGGUUGAAGCUAGCUCUUCAUUUUCAUUUUUAUUUCUAGACUGAUUAGCAAUCAACUUUCUUUCGCUUGGUUUGUGUAGACGGUUAGAAGGAAUAUCUGACAUUUAUCAUUAAUGUUUUUUGGGGGGUGAUGGGGACUUAUCAUUUUGGAGUGAAAAGAGAGUUGAUGGUAUUUAGUAUUUAGGUGUAUGUCUAUUGUUGAAUGAUUUUUACCUUCUUAAAGAAUAA
Penaeus vannamei (Pacific white shrimp) is the source of this 5998-nucleotide messenger RNA. Lineage: Eukaryota; Metazoa; Arthropoda; Malacostraca; Decapoda; Penaeidae. The record is from RefSeq and is a predicted model, not a curated record.